This is a messenger RNA of Wasmannia auropunctata (little fire ant), 3190 nucleotides long. RefSeq lists its product as uncharacterized. Lineage: Eukaryota; Metazoa; Arthropoda; Insecta; Hymenoptera; Formicidae. The record is from RefSeq and is a predicted model, not a curated record. Bases 342 to 3038 code for a protein of 898 amino acids. The transcript has 3 exons.
CGUAGAUCGUGCUUUGUUCAUAAAUUAAGAAUGACGUUCUUUGUAUAUUGGAUAUUUUUUUCAGAAAAAUAAUUACAUUAAAUUAAAUGCUUUAUUCUGAUAAUAAAAACAAAAUUUUUUAAAUAUCUUAGAUAUCUUUAUGUCUUAAAUUGCUAUUAAUAAUGGAAACACAAAAAUGUUGAAAUUUAACUCAAAACUCGAGUUAAGAAUAAGGCAUUUAAAUGACAAAUUUCGUGUUAAUAAUAUCAAACUUUAUAACCUAUAAGCAUUGUAAAUCACUGAAGAUGCAUCAUUUUGAUGGAUAAAUAUGCAACAUAACUGAACGAUCGAUAUAAAAGGAGAUGCAUCGAGAAGAUCGCUUUUAUGACUGUUGCGUAUCGAAUAUGGCUUUUAAUGAUUUAUGGAAGGUAACGAUAGUCCCAUCCCAAGUUACAUCUUCGAACGACACAAUAACGUCUUCGACGAAAACUUUAAGUACCAUAACCGAGCGAGAAAGUAACCGAGAUUUCUGUCUUUCGUUCGAUGAAAAUGAAGGGAAAAAGGAUACAUACGGAAACGCUGAAAUGUCGAAAAUUAUAUCAUUAUCACCUACCUACCAGAAAUUGAAUUGCGAUUAUUCGCAUCGCUCUUUUAAAUCAGGCAAACCACUAACCUCUGUGUUACACGAAAAUGAGAAAGAAUCACACGAUCGAGUGAAAGAUAAAAUAAAUAACAAAGAAGCAGGUUCUCCAAUGCGUAAAGAUACGAUUAAUGCACCGGAUGCACUCUUCAUCGAGCUAGAAACGGUUUAUAAGAUUCUCGACUUCAUCGCAGACUCUGACCCUAAAGUUUCCUCACUGACUAAUAAUUGUUGUAACGAGAUUUCGCGAACAUUGCAAUGCUUAUUGGCCCAGCGUCGCGAUAAGAAAUUAGAGAAUCUCCUCUUAAACGAUUCCUCUUUGCGCAGAUGCGAACGUUGCGGAGUAAUAAGUUAUAUGCUAGAAUCGCGUUCUGCUAUUGAAAAACUUAAAAAAAGUAGAACAAAACCCAGAUACAAUAGUGAGACUAUAACUGCCGAGCGCGAUUGUAGUAAUAAUGAUCAAACUAAUGAGCAGUCAGAGAUUUUAAUAAGUGCCCCAGAUUUAAUAAAUAACGUACGAUCGAAAAUUAAAGGAAUUAAUGACUCCAAAGAGAAUCAAAUUGAAUACAAAGACAAAUUGAGCGAAAUGAAAUUAUUGCCAAUUGAAGAACGCGCUUUUGUAAUGAAGGGAUGUAUUGAAAAUUCAAAAGAAUCUGAUAAUAUUUCUGUUACGAGAGCCGAUAUUAGUGCCACGAUUAAUAAUACAUUUUAUCAAGAUAAUAAAGCUAUCAAAAAAUUAUUUACAAAUUUGGAAACAGAGGAGAACAAAAGAUACAAAUGCAAAGCCGCGCGAAGUAAGUAUAGUAAGCAUGACUCUUCAAACGUGAUAAAAGCUUACGCUAGUAGUAUUGACAGAGAGGAGAUCAUAAGGGAGAUUUUGUAUGAGCCAAAAUCGCAAAUCGAUGAUUUGUUGGCAAGAGAUCGAUGUUCUAAUAUCGCACGGAAGAUCCAUCAAGCCUCGCAACGACCGCUCGAUGAUAUAUACAAGCACGGUGAUAUUUAUCCGGUUGUCGAUACCGUGAAAUAUUUGGCGCGCGGUCAAUUUACGGAGUUAGACGAGAAAGAAGACGAACUUCUCUCGAAAUUACAAGAAAGGCGUUGCACUCGCCUGAAUGACACCAGAAACGAACGGAGUUCCGUCUUGUAUGGCAGCCGAGAGGAUUGUCUGCAGCGUGCUGACGCGGGAUUUUGGUUGUUCGACGAAUCGGGACGUUUACCUCGGGUAGCUUCAAACGAGUACCGUUAUCCACUGGAAAUAGACAAUGAUAGAGAGAACGUUAGCUUUCCUUCAAAUAUUUCGCGACACUUUCAUGCGGUAACGAAAAUGAAAACGGACAGACGGUCUAGUUACAUGGAAAAGGAUUCUCUCGAGAAUUGCGCUUCUUCGGAGCAAAGAAGGGGGAGUAAUGCUACGACCUUUAGCUCGUCAUCCAUCGAAAAUUUGAUCCUCGGAUCUCUGCGUAGGAAACACGAGAUGAAUAAUAUAGACAAAGAUAUCUCUCGAGGUCGCAAAUUAGUUUCGUCAAGGCCCUCUCUGGACAUCGCUCGACAUGUCAGAGCUCAAAUUGCGAAAGACAGACUCUCUGGUAACGCAGAAGAAUCGAUGAGCGAGCUGUGUACACAUGACUCGAAUGUCCUAGCUCGAUUAUCGUCAGAAACGCGCAGGGGGAUUCGUCGUUUGAUUAAAACGAUUGUGACGUCGAACAAGAAUUCGACGUUUUAUUACAAAAAAUAUUUAACGAGCGACACACUAAAUAGCGGAAAGUUACUACAUUCUAGAUCCGCGGAUGCCACAUUUGCGCGUUCUAAUAAGUGUUAUAAGACAGACAACGAGACAAAUAUUUUCGCGGAUGACUGUAUUCCAACUAAACUGUCCGAGUUACGAAAGGGUCGUCCGCUUGGGAGGCAAGAUAGCUUUGUAAAUAUGCGUAGCCAGGAUCAGAAUAAAUCCAAAGAUUCCGUCAAGGAUUUUCACGAGAAUGUAACUUCUGUUUCUUCUGACAAGUCGACAGAUAAUUCUACAAAAAGAAUCACACGACGAAUUAUUUACAAGGACGCACCGUUGAAAAACAUUAUCGGAAAUAACGACGAGCACGUGGUGGCGGAGUUUUUGCCAAUUUAUCGUAAAAUUCUCAAAAAUAGCGAGGACAUGGACUGGGAAAAUUUUCGGGAGUUUGUCGAAGUUCUGCAUCCUCGUGAGAAAGAAUUGUGGCGCGACAUUUGUAGAACUAUCGGUGAAGAAGUGAGAAGGACAAGCGGCGAUGCGGAUGUUAACACAGAAAUUUACAUAGAAAUCAGUCCGGUAAACCCUGAAGAGAUUUCGAAAACAAAAAAAGUAAUGACGUGUGCACGAGAAAUCGUGUUUGAAUUGAAUAUGACAUUAAAAGAUGUCGAGGAUUUUCAACAAAAGACUCGUUGAAGAACGUCUUGACACACACAUAUUAUAUAUGAAGUAACGAUGGGCAGUGGGAGAUCGAUUUUAAAGCAGAUUUGCUAGUUAAGUCUUGUACAUAUAUUUGAAAAUGUAUCAGUUUUACGUCGAUCUUAUUUAAACGUUUUUCAUUGUCUUAA